UUGAGGGCUUCUCUCUCUCUCUCUCACUUGCCCUCUCUCUCUCUCUCUCUCUCUAUCUCUCUCUACUCCGUUCAUGGCUUUUGUUGGCGAGAGCCGUCGUCCACUCCGGCGUCGUUUUGCCUAAGGCACUUUCCCCAGCAGCAGCACACACUGCUCAGUUCUGUAGUUGAUGGAAACAAUGGAUGUAUUGCCAUUGGAAUCCAAUGCAGUCAACCCAGGGCCUGUUGAUGGAUCUGUGCUCUACGAUCAAGACAAGCAUGUCUCAUCGGCAGUAUGGGAUGGACAGGAGCGGGGAGCACUUAGAUGUCACGAGCACACAUCAAAGCUUGAUCAGUGGAGGCUUACCUCAAAACAAAUUGAACUAGUGGAAAAGGCUGGAUUUGGUCACUUGAGGUUGAUCCCCGCUAUUAGCCUGGACAAUCCGCUCAUCUCUGCACUAGUCGAGAGGUGGAGGAGAGAAACAAACACAUUCCACUUCAAUGUCGGGGAAAUGACUGUGACUCUGAAGGAUGUGGCCCUCUUGCUUGGACUUGCCAUUGACGGGGAUCCUGUUAUCGGGAUAACGUACACUUCUUGCAACGCUGUUUGUGAGAAGUUCCUGGGUAAAGCGCCAGAACCGGGCUAUGCAAGUGGUGGGAUGGUGAAGCUGAGCUGGCUUAAGGAGUUCUUUUCUGAGUGUCCUGAAGAUGGUUAUGUAGAGCAAAUUGAGAGGCACACACGGGCUUACCUGUUGUACCUUUUGGGUAGUACAAUAUUUUCAACAACAACCGGGAAUAAAGUCCCAGUAAUGUACUUACCAUUGUUUGGAGAUUUCGAACAGUGUGGGAGAUAUGCUUGGGGUGCUGCAGCUCUGGCAUUCUUGUACAGGGCACUCGGGAAUGCAUCCCUUGCAUCUCAGAGCACAAUUAGUGGAUGCCUGACCCUUCUGCAGUGUUGGAGUUACUAUCACUUGAAUAUUGGUCGACCAAAGCUCAAGCAUGAUCCUGCCCAUGACUGUUUCCCCUAUGUACUUCGGUGGAAGGGCAAACAAAUUGGACCAACUGCUAAUCGUGAUGUUGUCUUUUAUCGGAAGGCUCUGGAUGCCCUAAAACCCUGCGAUGUUGAGUGGCUUCCCUACAGAAACAUGGACAGUACUAAUAUACCAGAAUAUAUUAGAAACAGUCUGAACUUGGGGAGAUCAAAGACCAUGCUGAUAUGUUUUGACAAGGCUGAGCGGCACCUUCCUGAUCGCUGCUUAAGGCAAUGCGGGAUGGUCCAACACAUCCCUGAGGACGUGCAGCCAUGGCAAAGGAAGAAUCGUGGGGUUGAUGGUGGUGUGGAUUUGUCAGCGAAGAUGGAGUUGGAACUCAAUGAGUGGAUGAACCGCCAUAUCAGUAUAGUCAAUGGUGACGAAAGUGCCGACGAAGUGGAGUACUUGCAGUGGUACCUGAGAAUCACCCGUAAAUUCGUCGGGAGGCCUAUAUCUCUCUCAACCGAGUUUCAAAGAACGAAUUCGGGUCUGAGGGACAUUGCCCACAUUGCUGAUACAUUCUCAACUGAGGGCUUGGACCCGCAACAAAUUGAGUCAAUCUCAAAGAUUAGGUACAUUGCGCAUGAAUGCUUGCGGGGACAGGUGGAUAGCCCAGUAGUACCAGCCGGGACCACGAUGACUGAGCUCGGUAAGAGGUCGAGGGGCAAGGAGAAGGUGAGGAGAAGAAGCUUUGGUAAACGAAAACAGAAGGACGAGCCGAUGGACUGUGAUGAGAUCAGUGAAGACGAUCGAUCCCACUUCCACGGGACUGUCAUCAAGGUCGAUGAGCUGUCUCUAGACAAUACCGAUCUCGAUGGCACUCCGCACCUGUGUGGGUUAGAUCAUGAAGACCCUUCAGAGCUCUGCGUGGUGUCCGUUGACGGUGGGAGCGUACAGCUCUGCACUGAUCCCGGUAAUGGUGAAGUCCAUCAUCUGCAACAAUGUGGGAUUGUUGGCACGGGAAGUAAUGUGGAUCAGCUGUACGGAGCUGCUCAAGUUGAUGGCUCCCAACUUGGUUAUGUCCCGAAUGGGAUCGAUGGUGGGCAAGCUUGUGAUGAGAUGAAGGAGUUGCAUGACUCGCAGUAUCUCAACUCAAUGGAAGAAGAGGUGGUCGAUGAGUCGCAGCUCUCUCACGUUGUCGGUGAGAGCAAUCCGCAGCAAACAGCUGCUGCUGCAGUACAGGUGUAAAACGGCCCCCCCCCCCCCCCCCCCCCCCCCCCCA
This is a messenger RNA of Punica granatum (pomegranate), 2231 nucleotides long. Lineage: Eukaryota; Viridiplantae; Streptophyta; Magnoliopsida; Myrtales; Lythraceae. The record is from RefSeq and is a predicted model, not a curated record.